AAAUAAAAAGAAAGCAAUCGAGAAAUUACAAAACAUUUGUAUUUUUAGUCUACACGUGUCCACAUCUUAUUUUGCACAUGUAUGUUGUUUUGUACAUGUGUCAUGUGUUAUUAUAUACGUAUGUUACUGUCUACGUGUGUGUAUUACUGUCUACAUGUGUGCUGUUUUGUACAUGUGUGUUCCUGAAAUAACUGCAGCAGGAAGAGGAGGCGCUGACCUCCUGCUGAGCUUCAGACUGUAACGGUCCGGAUCCAGAGACAGAGGAGGAGAGUCAGUCUGAGAACCAGGACCAGGAGAACCAGGACCAGGAGAACCAGGACCUCCGGCUGCCGCUUUAACUCGAACCAGAUGCUGAUUCUGAACCAAACUUCUCCGUUUUCCGUCUCAUUCCGCCGCCGAGGCUCCGUUACCGGGACCGAGAGGGUUAUUUACCGGGACCACGUUAACCUGAAGGCUGCCAGAACAGCUUUAACGGAACUUUCCGGUGUUUUUAACGGGAGCCGUUGUUUUUUAUCCUGGAAGUUUCCAGCAGAGUUUCGGAAAAAGACGCCGAAAAGUUGCGCACUUUGGACAAACUCUGAGGAGGAGGAGGAGGAGGAUGAAGAGCGGCGCCUCUCUGGACGGUCAUAUGGUUCUUAUUUGAACCACAUGAUCCCCCGGAGAACCUCAGGAGAACCUCUAGAGAACCUCUGUCCGCUCCGCUGCGUUAAACGUCUCCUGACCCUUUGUGUCGAUCAUCUGGAUUUAAUUCUCCUAGAAGAGUCUCAGGAGGAGAUCCAUGAAGGAGAACUUUAUUCCAGCUUUUAGUAAACUUCCAGAGUCUCCAAACGUCACCGACCUGUUGGAUCUAUCCUGAUUUAUUUGGAUUUAUCCUGACUUGUGAUGAAUUAAAGCUUCUCAGCCUCUUAAAACUCCCACAUUAAACCCUCCUCCACCAGAACCAAUCAGGAGCCUCCAUUAGUGUCACCUGGGAGCGGAGCUCAGGUGGAGGAUGCAGGUGAUGAAGGUGAGGAGGUGAAGCUCCUCCUCCUCCUCCUCCAUGCGGUGCCUCCUCCUCCGGGCCGCCGGGACGCUGCUCCGCCGCCGGUCUCUGUCCGGUCCGCUGCUGCUGCUCGGUGUGGCGGCGUGUCUCUUCUACCAGAGCCUGACGGCGGCCCGGAACCACCGGAACCGGCUCCGGUCCGGUCCGCAGCAGCAGCAGCAGAGGGAGGUCCGGACGGCGGCGGAGGACGUCCUGAUGGAGACCCGGGAGCUGGUGCGUUCUCUGGAGGACCUGCAGGCUCAGGUCCGGAUCUCGUCCCAGAGGCUCCUCCCCUCCAGGCGGCGCCGUUGGGCCGUGGUUCUGACGGGUCGGAGGCCGGUGUGGGACCCCGAGGUCCAGCUGUACCAGAGGGUUCUGCAGCAGACGGGCUUCCAGGUCCAGACGACCCGGUACGCAGAAACCAGCAGCUUCCUGAGACCGGGUGACGGUGGGUGGAGCCUCCUGCUGUGUCUCGGUUCUUCGGAGCAGAGUUGUCUCAGGAGGAUUUCCUUUUCUCAGCUGCAGCGUCAUCAGACGGUGAACCUGCUGCCUGGUCUGCUGGAGGCGUUCUCUGACGCAGGUGGAGGUGUGUGUCGCUUCUACAGCAGCUUACUGCCGACAGGAUCUGAUUUACCCAUGAGGCCGCACUCCUGUGGAUCGACCAGUCAGAUGCUGCAGAUUCCUCCAGACAGUGACUCACCUGUGGAAGCUCCUCCUCCUGCUCUGGUUGCCAUGGUGAAUGUUUACGCCCUGGUAACCUCGGUGAUGCCGCUGACCUCCUUCCUGCAUGACAUCAGCGUGGUGACGACCAAUCAGCAGCCGAGGGGUCGACCUGUGAAGCUCAGCGACUUCCUGCUGCAGCAGCUUGGACCAACCAACUGCCAUCAGGCCUUGGGGCAGGUGAAGCAGGUGAUAGGUGAGGUGCUGCAGGCAGCGACAGCCAAUGAGAUGCAGCGACCAAUCAGCAGGUGUGUUCUGUGUUUCCAGCUGCUCACCUUCACUCUGCUGUUCAGCGGUUCCAUCUCACCUGUGGUCGUCCAGGUGAACUCUGAUUGGACGUUUUCUUCUCUGAGCGAUGAAACUUUUGAAGGACAAAUAACCAAAGAUCUGAUCCUGGAGGACGUCAUGAACUUCCUGCUGCCGCUGAGGACACACCUGGAGACAGACACACACCUGGAGACAGACACACACCUGGAGACAGACACACACCUGGAGACAGACACACACCUGGAGACAGACACACACCUGGAGGACACACACCUGAAGACUGACACACACCUGGAGGACACACACCUGGAGACAGACACACACCUGAAGACUGACACACACCUGGAGACAGACACACACCUGGAGACAGACACACAGCUGUCCUCCUCAGAGACAAGGGAACAGCUCGGUUCCUGCAGAACGACUGAAUGUUUGUCAGAGAACCAACUUCUUGUUCUGCUGCAGUUUCAGCAGCAGAUUAAAACUCCAUCAGCGUUUCAGCUGAUCUGUCCCAGCAUUUCCUCUUCGUCUCCUUCGUCUCUCGGCAUCUCCAACCUUCUGUCAAGGAUCAUGAGUUUCUACGAGCUGCAGACAAACAUCAGCUGCAGGACUGACGAGGCGGAGGAACCGACCAAUCAGCAGCCGGCUCAGUCAUCUUCACAGAAUGAAGGUUCCUGUGUGGACCCCCAUCUCCGGCAGAUCUACACUGACCCCGCCCUCAGCUUGACUCCGUCCUUCAGUCCUCAGGUAAAGGAGUAUCGGGCCGAGGUGACCUUCGACACGGUGACCAUCAGAAUCCGUCCAGAACCGAUGAGUUCAGCCUGCAGCGUUCACCUGGACGAGCACCGAGGUCCCAGGAUGGCAAACUUCCCCGUCGGCCUUGGCAACAGCAGGAUCAGCAUCCUGGUGACGGAUGGCGCCGAUCCGGAGCCCAUCGUCAUGACGAUCUACACCGUCCACGUGUUCCGUGAGAGCCGGCCCAGCCUGCCCAUGUUUGGCGAUCAUGUGAUGUGCAGCUUCCUGCAGGACUGUGGUCUUCAGGUCCAACCGGGUCGGUUCUGUGGUCUUCAGCCUCACAUCAGUUCUGAGGGCCCAGAUCAGACCUGCAGCUCUGGAGACGUCCCAGGUCGGUGGGUGGUGCCGUGUCUCAGCUGUUCUGACAACAGGACGUGCGAUUGGAGGGAGGUUGCCUGGCAACCAGACGGCUGUUACCACCCGCUGGUGGACCGCCCCCUGCUGCAGGAGUGUAUGACGGACAGGAAGGUGAUGUUCAUCGGAGACUCGACCAAUCGGGGGAUGAUGUACUUCCUGAUGGAGCGGGUCAACUCUAGUCUGGAGGACUGGGGCAAAGCUCACGACACGCUGGUGUACCGGAACCUGAAUGGGGGGCGGAGCCUCGUCAGCUACUCCUACUAUCCUCAGUUCUGGUUGGGGAAGAAGCAGAGACCCACCUUCAGACGGGCUCUACUGCAGCUGCUCAACAGGUCGCGACCUCUGGAGAACUCCAACCGGACGGUUCUGGUGGUGGGCGGAGUCCAGUGGCUCAACAUGGGUCACCUGAGAACAGUCAGAGAGGUUCUGGAGAGAGAGUCUCUGGGGAACAUCCUGGUGGUGGUCAAGUCUUUGGGGAUGGGGUUCCACCUUCCAGUGGACGGGAUCCGGUCUCUCAGCCUGGCAGAGAUACAGACCCUGUACCAAGAGAAUGCCAACAUCAUCGCCACCGCAAAGCAUCAUGGGUACGAGGUCAUCGACACAUUCAGCAUCACGAUGGGUCGAUACAAAGAGUUCCUGCAGGGACGAUGUGCCUGCCACUUCCACGAGGUGGAGAAGCUCUGGUCCACUAAACCUCCCAGCGACACGUCGUCAACCACCAACAGGACCAGAACCUCACCUGGACUCAGCAGCCAAUUGGCCCUGUCGGACACGGACCAGGAGGUGGAGUCUAAGCCCUCCACCUAUCACGUGAGAGGACCAGUUAACCAGGUGUAUUCUGAGAUCCUGCUGAGCCGCAUUUGUCCCAAAACCAGAAACUGAAAACCUGGGAGGGAGAACAGGUGAGUCCUGCAGGUAGAACUCAACUGAGAGGGAGAACAGGUGAGUCCUGCAUGUAGAACUCACCUGUUCUGUCCAGGUUUAAGGACUCAGAGGAGGAAUUAUUGUGCUGUUUUCUCUGAUUCAGCAGAGCAGCAGAUGAAUGUAUGUAAAGUCAUCAGAAGUGAGUUAAACCUGUUUACCUGGUCAGGUAACCAGCAGCAGAGGAACUAAACUUUAAUACAGUGCCCCCUGUCUGCUCGCUCUGAUAAAUAGCUGCCUUAGUGCUGGAUCUGUCCCAGCUGUCUUUAAACAUGCUGUGGUCAGACCACUUCUUAAAAAACCCAACCUUGACCCUGCUGUUUUAUCUAAUGUUAGAACGGUCUCUCAUUUGCCGUUUUUAUCUAAGGUUUUUUGAAAAGAUUGUUUUUAUGCAGUUGCAACCUUUUCUAGAAUCUAACAGUAAUUUCAGUCUGGUUUUAGAACGCGUCACAGCACAGAAUCCGCUCUCCUUAAGGUGCACAAUGACAUUUUAUAAUCUGUGGACACUAAAAAGCCAGUACUCCUGGUGAUGUUGGAUCUUACAGCAGCUUUCAACACUGUGGACCACUCCAUACUCAUUUCUCGUUUAGCUCGUGUUGGUCUACAGGGUUCUGUUCUCCAGUGGUUCAGCUCCUACCUGAUGGACAGGACCUUUGCUAUGAUGCUUGAUGAUCACUCAUCUCUGCCUGCCUCGCUGUCAUCCGGGGUACCACAAGAGUCCAUCCUUGGACCAGUUCUGUUUUCAUUAUAUAUGCUGCCACUUGGAGCCAUCAUCGCUAAGCACAACCUGUCUUUCCACUUGUAUGCUUAUGACAUCCAGCUCUAUCUGCCUGUGCUCCCCAAUGCUGCAUCUGCUCUGGACUCUCUACAUAGCUGCUUAUCGGAUAUUAAACACUGGCUGGCCCAGAACUUUCUUCACUUGAACGAAAAUAAAACUGAAUAUAUCCUCUUUGCCCCCUCCGAUCUGCACCUCAACAUACUGUCCGGUUCAUCGCUGAGUUUCCCCGUCAGUAAUACAGUAAAAAACCUUGGAGUCAUUUUUGACAGCGAGUUGAGAUUUGACAGACAGAUUGUUUCCAUUGUCAAGGCUAGCUUCUUCCAGCUACGCCUCCUCACCAAGGUCAAGCCCUUCCUUUCUAAACGCGACCUGGAGAAGGCCAUUCACACUUUUAUCAGUUCUUGUAUUGAUUAUUGUAAUGCUCUCUAUUUUGGUGUCGCACAAUCGUCACUCCGUCGACUACAACUGGUUCAGAAUGCAGCUGCCCGUCUGUUAACCCGCACAUCCAGACACACUCACAUCACCCCCAUCCUCUCCGCCCUCCAUUGGCUCCCGGUCCAUCAUUGUAUUGAGUUUAAAAUUUUAACAUUUGUUUUUAAAGCCCUUCAUAGUCUAGCUCCUUUAUACAUAUCGGAGCUUUUAACCAUCCACCGCCCCAGUAGAGCCCUCCGGUCAUCGACGCAGAUGGUGCUGGAUGUGCCCAGGUCCCGGUAUAAGCAGUGGGGUGAUCGAUGCUUUGCUGUAGCUGCCCCAACACUCUGGAACGCGCUGCCACUGGAGCUCCGCGUUAUUACCAACCUGCAGCUUUUUAAGUCUAGAUUGAAAACCUAUCUAUUUAGACGUGCUUUCGAAUCCUAGUAUUGUUUUAUGGUUUUAUGGUUUUCUUAGUUUUGUGUUUUUUAUGGGUUCAGUGGUUUUAUAGUAAUCCAAAAAUGGUAUUGUUUUGUUUUAUUAUGCUGUUUGGAAAGCACUUUGGUCUUCAGUUAUGUUGUUGUAAAGUGCUCUACAAAUAAAUUUUGAUUGAUUGAUUGAUUGA
Messenger RNA from Amphiprion ocellaris (clown anemonefish), 5895 nucleotides. RefSeq names its product cadherin-like and PC-esterase domain containing 1 (gene cped1). Lineage: Eukaryota; Metazoa; Chordata; Actinopteri; Pomacentridae. The record is from RefSeq and is a predicted model, not a curated record. Bases 1040 to 4042 code for a protein of 1000 amino acids. The transcript is spliced from 21 exons.